Molecule: messenger RNA, 615 nt
Organism: Zygosaccharomyces rouxii
Lineage: Eukaryota; Fungi; Ascomycota; Saccharomycetes; Saccharomycetales; Saccharomycetaceae
Gene: MRPL20
Product: mitochondrial 54S ribosomal protein mL58
Exons: 1
Coding region: 1-615 (204 amino acids)
Cellular component (GO): mitochondrial large ribosomal subunit
Molecular function (GO): structural constituent of ribosome
Source: RefSeq, a predicted model, not a curated record
AUGCAGUGCUUCGUACGGAGAAUCCACAAUUCCAGUUUCCAGCUAAAAAAUCUGAGCAAAAUUAUCAAUAAUUCAAAGAAGACUCCAGAGCUAAAAGGUGCCUCCACUAUCUACAAUGCAAAGAGUUCUGCAUCCAAUUAUAAAGGUUAUAUGAGGGCUAAAGUACCUGCAGGACUAUACUUUAACAGAGCACCAUCUUCUCCUACAGGAUCUAUCAACAGUGAAACCAUUCCUUCGUCAUUUUUACCAUCAAACGAUCCAAGAAAACAGUUAGUCCAAGAAAUCGCAUCCAAAGAUGUACUCUCCAAACCGGAUGCCCCACCAGUCUUGCCCAGCCGUAGCAGUCUCCAAGGUAAAAGCUAUCACCUAAAUCCAGAACAAAUCGAGCAAAUCCGCAGGUUGAGAUUAGAAGAUCCCGCAAAGAAUACUAGAAAAUCAUUAGCAUCUCAAUACAACGUAUCACCGCUAUUCAUCUCGAUGGUAUCUGAACCACCAAAGGAAUGGAAACAAGAGAUGGAUUCACGUCUGACAACUAUAAAAUCCAAAUGGCAUGUAAAGAGAGUCACCGCAAGAGAGGAUAGAAAGAGAAGGAAAGAGUUAUGGUACCGUUCCUAA